AUUGCAGUGCGUAAGUCGUAAGUACAAAGGUGAUUUCGCUAUGUCUGAUGAUUGUUAACUAAUAUGAUAUAAAUGGAAAAAUACGAAAAUCUUGGGUUAGUUGGAGAAGGAAGUUAUGGAAUGGUUAUAAAGUGUAAAAAUAAAGAGUCUGGAAGGAUUGUUGCGAUUAAAAAAUUUAUUGACAGUGAGGAUGAUAAACAUGUUAAAAAAAUAGCACUUCGUGAAAUAAGGAUGUUAAAACAACUUCGUCAUGAUAACUUGGUAAACCUUUUGGAGGUUUUUCGACGAAAGAAACGUCUAUAUCUUGUUUUCGAAUUUGUGGACCAUACAAUAUUAGAUGACUUAGAAAAGCAUCCCAAUGGAAUAGACGAACUGCGCACAAAACGCACUUUAUUUCAAGUCAUUCGAGGCGUGGAAUUUUGUCAUCUACACAAUAUAGUUCAUCGUGAUAUCAAACCCGAAAAUAUUCUUAUCAGUCGUAAUGGCGUCGUUAAAUUAUGUGAUUUUGGUUUUGCACGUACACUUGCUGCACCCGGUGAAGUUUAUACAGAUUAUGUGGCCACCAGAUGGUACAGAGCACCAGAGCUUCUUGUUGGAGAUACAAAAUACGGCAGACCAAUUGACAUUUGGGCUAUUGGUUGUCUUGCCUCAGAAAUGUUGACAGGUGAUCCUUUAUUCCCUGGUGAUUCUGACAUUGAUCAAUUGCAUAGGAUAGUGCGCUGUCUUGGUAACUUAAGUGAGAAAUAUCAAAAUAUAUUUCAUCGAAAUCCACUUUUUGUUGGUAUGAGAGUUCCAUUUGCAAAAGAAAUCGAUCCAUUGGAUAAACGACUAGCUAAGGUUUCGAAACUAACUCUUGGAUUUAUAAAGAGUUGUCUUCGAAUCGAUGCUAACGAUCGACCGACAUCAUCUGCUCUUUUACGAAGUGAAUAUUUCACUAGUGAGAAUUUUGCAUCUAUAUUCUUGGAAGAACUAAAAACAUUAUUUAAAAACGAAACAAACUCAAAUGUACCUUCAUCCUCUACGAAUAUCACCAGUAAUAAAAAUACCGUUAAUAAUCUUAACAAUAAUAGUAAUCAAACACAAGUUAAAAAUGAUCAACAAUGUAAAAUCAGUAAUAAUAACAGUAAUUCUGUACAGUCAAAGGUUUCUAACACAACCACGACAACGAUGACACCAACAAUAACUUAUAUUACUACUACUACUACUACUACCACUGGUAAUACGUAUACUGAUACUAGCACUACAACAACUACUGCUGUUAAACUUUUUUCGUCGGAUAUAAUGAAUGUGGAAAACCCAAAUAAAGAUAAAACGAUAACUCCAGAUUAUGUUGAUUUGUCAGUAACAUCACAAACUGGUCUACAUUAUAAUGAAAUUAAUGAACAAAAUAAAUCAUCCACUAUUUCUACUGGUUUUUCAAAUCACACUAAACCCGCACAAAUGGAAGGGAAUAAAUUAAAAUCGACUGUAACUGAUGAACAAAUUAGUUUAACAUAUACAACGUCUAAUGAAAGAAUUGCAACUAAAUCUCAAUUAUAUAAUGAGUAUUUAGUACAUGAUGAAAAUAUUGAUCCACAUCAUUUGUUAGAUACAAUGAAUGUUUCAAAAAAACCACACUAUGGAUCAGAUAAUGUUUUGAAUAGGAACGAUGAUUCUGAUUCAAAAGAACCAUUAACAGUAACUGGAAAAAUGAAUGAUCGAUUGAAUGAGAUGCCUUCUAUUCCACAAAAGUCAUUUGGUCUACUUACAACGGUUAAAUGUCAGAGCCCAAAACCAACAAAUCCGAUAUCGAAGUCUAUGUUAGAAGAUUUACGUGAACCUUUGAAUGAUACUGACUUAUCCUCGGCUGCCAUAUCAAUAUCCCCGUUACAAGUUACAAACUUAACCAUUAAUGAACAGUCGUUAAUAAAUACUAUUAGCCAAUCCCCGUUCAAUAGCGGUUUUGUUGCCAAGGUUACCGAAGUGCCAAACAAACAAAUCGACUGUACUUCAACAGUUAUAGAGUCUUCUGUUAGCAAAUAUUUAGACACAAAAUAUGGUGACUCACAACCUAAGGAAAUGACUUCAAAUAAACGUUUACCUUAUCUUACUUUAAGUCAGACUAGCAGCUACCAUUUCUUCCCGCAUCAGUAUCGAGUUUAUCAAAAUCCCCUAAAACCAGACCAAACAAAUACGCAUAAUCCUGGAACUGUUUCUUCAGGAAUAGGAUUGUCUUCAUUGUCACCACUGUUAACCAAUAGUCAAACAGUUAGCAAGCACGAAAAUCACCCUACUUUUCAGUCUACCAAUGUUUCGACAUCUCCAUCCAUCUCUUUGCAGACAUGGACAACACAAAUAAGUUCUAAUACAAGCAACUCAUCCAAGGAUUCAAAAAGUCGACGAUACUAUCAACCCCCAAAUCACCACAGAAAAUCAACAUUUUCUUUGCAAUUCCCUAUGAAUAUCAGUCAUUCAGUUUGUCAACCGAUUUCAACUUCGCUAAGCAAUCACUAUCAUAAUCAUAAUCACCAUCUCUCCAUACUACAGCCAAUUGGUAUUAUGCCUUCUCCAAAUAUCUUUGAUACAAAUCAUGAUUAUUUACAUCCUGAACAGACUGAAUCACUUAGUUAUAUUGGUCAUGUAAAUUUUUCAACACGUUCACCGCUACAAAGUUUGUCUCAACAAAAUAUUUUUAAAAAAUCAUUUACAUCAAACAGUACAACUGGUACAAGUAAACAGGAUAAUACAUAUUCUCUUACUAGUAAUCAACACUCAUUUAGUCCACAAAUUUUACCAGCUUUUACAUGUUCUUCAUAUUCCACAAAUCAGUAUGGUACCAAUACAAAGCCUAAUCAUACUAAUCAAUUUCCUAUAAAUAGAUUACGUAAUUCAGAUAGUAAGUUCACAUGGUUUAUUUUACACUUCUUUUAACAUUACGGUUUUUUUUAACAAAAAUGUUAUUUGAACGAAGAAUAUCCUUUUCGAUAAAUUCUCUUCAAGAUACAUAAUUGUAGAAGCUGAAGAGAAUUUAUCGAAAAAAAUAUUCUUCCUUCAAAUACUAGUCUUUUAAUAUGACGAGGAGCGUUAAACGAUUAAAAAUGUUAUUGUGUACCAUAUUUUUGGUAAAGCAACAUGAAGGAGAAAUUCUCUUGAUUAAUAUUUAUUUGUUUGUAGAAUGUCAUCAUUUAUGAGUAGCUUUUGAUCAGAAUGAUAGAUGAUUUUUAGGUUGUUGGAAAUAGUUGAUUCUGUAAUAGAUUUUUUAUUUAUUUGCCGUUCUAAGAUAAGAGACCAUAUGUUACGCGAAAAACAUUCUAAGAGUUUGAUAAUACAUAAUAAGGAUAGCGAAGAAAGGAAUUCAUUAUACUCAGUUUAAGUAGUUAAUUAUCUAUGAUACUUGUCGAGGGAACACUAAUAAAAGUGAUAUUUAAAGUCAGAAUGUUUCAUUACAACCUCAUUUGCUUUAUAGAUCAUGUAAUAGUUGGUAUUAGUAAUUUUUUUUACAAUAUAACAUAUAUAUAAUCCAAGUUGGAACUUAUUAGCUGUUCUUCAAACCUCUAUUGUAUUUCAUCUGUGUUCUUAUACUCACUAUUAUAGAGUUCUGGCUUGGAAGCUUACCCAGAAGAUGAAUAACAGUAUAUUAUUUGAAAAUAAAUUCUAGAUAUUUACUCAUCUGUAUUCCUUAUGAUGAGUGAAUAUAUAUUCGUAAUGUUUCAAGCAUCUGUCAGGUAUUUCUGAUAUAUUUUGAAAAUAUUAUGACUACUGAAAUAUUAUUAUUUAUUCUUUAUCGACACAUUUCUCUAUGAAUUCCUUGACGCUUGUAGACAACUAAAGAAAAAUUGAUUACCCAUAAAUUCUAGAUAUUCUUUUUUUAUUCUUACUAUUUAUAUUAACCUCUAAUUUUAAUAAUUAUUGUAAUAAUAAAUUUUCUAUGGCCUAUCUUCAAAGGUUUAGCUCUUACUUCUUAACAAAAACUAAAUAUAAUUUAUUAUCUUGUA
Molecule: messenger RNA, 3974 nt
Organism: Schistosoma spindalis
Lineage: Eukaryota; Metazoa; Platyhelminthes; Trematoda; Strigeidida; Schistosomatidae
Source: the annotation of a GenBank genome assembly